This is a messenger RNA of Plasmodium berghei ANKA, 867 nucleotides long. Its product is annotated as BIR protein. The transcript is spliced from 3 exons. The coding region runs from base 1 to 867 and encodes 288 amino acids. Lineage: Eukaryota; Apicomplexa; Aconoidasida; Haemosporida; Plasmodiidae. The record is from RefSeq and is a predicted model, not a curated record.
AUGGAUAAAAAUCUGUGUAGUAACUUCAUUUAUGUAACGACGAAUUUAGAAUAUGAUUCGAAUAAUAAAAAUUAUAAACUUAAAGAUGAUCAACAUUUUAAAAAGUAUUGUGAUAACGAAAAUUGUGGGAGUGAUCUCGAAAGAGUUAAUGCUGGAUGUUUAUAUUUUUUUAAUGAAUUUUUUGGGAGUUCUGAGUUGUUUAAGUCUGUUGCAAAAAGUAACAUCAAUAUUGUUGAUUACAUUAUGCUAUGGUUAAAUUAUAUGUUAAGUCUAAAGGAAAAUCAAGCAAAAAACAGUCUAAAUUAUUUUUAUACUACAUUUAUAAAUAAUGAAAGGUAUACAAAUUCUAUAAAUGAUGUUACGGAGUAUAAUAGUUAUAAGGACCUUAUAAAUAAAAGGCACAAGUUGACGAAUAAGGACAUGGAUAAUAAUAUAAUAUCUGAAUUAUAUGAUGCAUUUAAAUUAUUAUGUGAAAUGUAUUCUGCAUUUGAUGGAAUCACGUCAAAUUGCACAAAAUGUUCAGAAAAAGCUGAUGAAUUUAUUAAAAAAUAUAAUAAACUUAAUAAAGAUUCCAAUAAUAUUGAUGGCAGUUCAUAUAGACAAAUAUUGUGCACUUUAUCAAGUGAUUAUGAUAGUUUAAAAAAUAAAUGUAAAGAUUAUAAACCCCUUCCAGAGAUAACAGAAAACAUUUCUGCACAAAUGUCUGAAGUUAAAUCAUCAAGUUCGUUGAUAGGAAACAAAUUAUUUACAGUUUUAUUGAUACUUGGUGCAAUAGCAUUUUUUUUAGGAAUCUCCUAUAAGUAUUCGUUAUUUGGAUUUCGGAAACGAGCUCAAAAACAAUAUUUAAGAGAAAAGCUAAAAAAAUAA